AUAAUAAUAAUAAUUUAAGUGAUUAAAAUUCAUAAUAUGUUCAAUAAAACUUAUAUAAAUAAACUAUCUCUUUCAUUGACAAACAUUUACUUUUACAAAAUAAUAUUGUAAUUGCCCGAGUUCAGAUAGAACGGGAAUGUAUUCAAGCACAGAUUAAAGUUUAUUCCAAAUAUAUAAUACUAAAAAAAUUUUAAUUAAAUUAAAGCUAAAUACUUUCAUCAUUUUAUUCUUGUAGAUAGUUUUCAAACUACUUUAAAAUGACUCGCGAUUCACGGAAUUUACAGAGCUACUUUUGAUCAAAGUCGAGAAGUAUGAAGUGAAGUUGUAUGCACGUUUCGAAUCGCAUGCAACUUCAAGUGAAAACCACGUGGAGUGUGUAGUUGUGUUUUCAUCGUUCGAAUUAUGUGAUAUUUACUUAAAUAUUCGAAUUUAACAUUAAUUAAUGUGAAGCCUGUGUAGGAGGAAUUAAUUUUGUUCAUUUAUAUAUUAAAACAAGUGUGUGACAGGAUGAAUACAAAGCCAGUCUUUUCAAAACCCGGAGACAGCAUGUGGCAGGAGGAUAAACCGGACAUAGAAGCUCAUUCCUCUACACAAUUCGUUUACAAUGCGAAUCAUUCACUCGCAUUGAAUAUGCAACGCCAAAGGUUACCCACGUUCAAAUACAGAAGUCACAUAAUUUAUUUACUGGAGAAGUAUCAAACGCUGGUCCUGAUUGGUGAAACUGGUUGUGGAAAGAGUACACAAUUACCUCAGUAUCUUCUCGAAUCCGGAUGGUGUUCGGAUGGAAAAAUGAUCGGCAUCACAGAACCGAGAAGGGUCGCUGCGACUUCUUUAGCUAAUCGUGUCGCGGAUGAAAGAAAUUGCAUCUUGGGAACAGAAGUCGGUUAUUCUAUACGUUUCGAUAACUCUACGGAUGAGACGACAAAGAUAAAGUAUAUGACAGAGGGUAUUCUACUUCGCGAGUUGAUGAAUGAUCCAUUGUUAACGAGUUACUCUGUAAUCGUCGUGGACGAAGUACAUGAGAGAACUCUUCUUACAGAUAUUAUCAUGGGACUUAUGAAAAAGAUUAUUAGGAAACGUAAAAGUUUACGAAUAGUUGUUUGUUCGGCGACUGUAGAUGCCGAACAGUUAAGGGACUUUUUUAACACGAACGUAACGAAGGAUUCGGCGAAGGACACGGCGACUAUACUGACGGUCGAGGGUAGACUUUAUCCCGUGGACAUUUUUUACGUGCAAGAACCAGUGGCUAAUUACGUAAACAGUGUCGUCGACACCGUAUUGAAAAUUCAUGAAAAGGGAGAACCCGGCGAUAUCCUUGCAUUUCUGACGGGCCUAGAUGAGGUAGACCAGGCGGUCUCUUUGUUAUCGGAGCAUGCCAAGUUAAUAAAAGAAGGCAAAUUGAAACUCUUGCCUCUGGCCAUGUACGGAUCCCUUCCUAAUUCGGAACAGUUAAAAGUAUUCUGGCGAGCCGCUAAAGAUACUCGAAAAGUUAUCGUAGCGACCAACAUAGCGGAAACCUCUAUUACUAUACCGAACAUCGUUUAUGUAAUUGAUUGCGGCUUCGUAAAGAUUCCUUGGUACGAAACAGAGACCCAAACAAAUUCGUUGGUGAUCGUUCCCGUUUCCAAAGCCUCCGCGAAUCAAAGGGCCGGUCGAGCUGGUCGCACUCGAAACGGAGAAGCUUACAGACUGUACACGGAGGAAGCGUAUACGGAUUUGUUCGAGGCAACGCCGCCGGAGAUGCAACGAUCAGACCUAGCUCCAGCUAUUUUACAACUGAAAGCUCUGGGAAUCGAUAACGUGUUGCGGUUUAAUUUUCCUUCCGCUCCGCCAAGUAAAAAUCUACUAGCUGGACUGGAAUUAUUGUAUGCGCUUGGCGCUAUCGACAGCAAUGGGGAAUUGACGACGCCGUUGGGCGUAACGAUGGCCGAGAUGCCUUUGGAGCCCGUUUUUGCGAAAUCAUUGAUAGUGUCAGGUGAAAUGAGCUGUUCCGAAGAAUUGUCGACGAUCUUAGCCAUGCUGCAAGUUCAAAAUGUUUUUAUCAGACCAGCCGGCGGACAAGCCUCGAUAAAAGCCAGAAUCGCACACAGGAAGUUCGAGGUCGAGGAAGGCGAUCUGUUAACGCUACUGAAUGUUUACACAGCUUACGAGAAAAACAGCAGGACGACCAGUUGGUGUCAGCAAAAUUUUUUAAACAGCAAAGCUUUGAGGAGGACUACGGAGAUUCGUAUUCAAAUGCACUCCAUGAUGAAGAGAUUGGCGAUACCGCUUGUUUCUUGUAAUGGAAACGUGGAACAAAUCUUGAAAUGCAUUACUGCUGGACUUUUCCCGAAAGCGGCUUACUUACAUUAUACCGGGGUAUAUAAAACGGUAAGAGGCAAUAAGGAUCUGUACGUACAUCCAAACAGUUGUUUAUAUACUCUGCAGCAACCUCAAUGGUUCGUAUAUCCACAUUUAACGAUUAAUACCUCUGGCGACUAUCUGUAUAUUAAAAGUUUAUAUUUUUGUCUAAGGGUGUUAUUUUGCGAGGUCUUGCAAACGAAUAAAACGUAUAUGAAGGAUAUCACAGUUAUACAACCAGAAUGGUUGUUAGAGUUAGCACCGCACUUUUACGAGAAAACCGCGCUCGAUUCUAUUUAACGAUGCUUUCUAUAUAUUUCUAAUAAAGUUGACUGAAAAAUGACUAA
Molecule: messenger RNA, 2687 nt
Organism: Ceratina calcarata
Lineage: Eukaryota; Metazoa; Arthropoda; Insecta; Hymenoptera; Apidae
Product: putative ATP-dependent RNA helicase DHX35
Exons: 11
Coding region: 508-2640 (710 amino acids)
Cellular component (GO): catalytic step 2 spliceosome; intracellular anatomical structure
Molecular function (GO): helicase activity; ATP binding; RNA binding
Source: RefSeq, a predicted model, not a curated record